AUGUGGAUGAAUUUAGUGCAGGAUCCAGCCGGGAUCUUCGAGCUGGUCGAACUGGUUGGAAAUGGCACCUACGGACAGGUUUACAAGGGUCGCCACGUUAAAACAGGACAGCUGGCAGCCAUCAAGGUCAUGGACGUCACCGGAGAUGAGGAGGAGGAGAUUAAAGCUGAGAUCAACAUGCUCAAGAAAUACAGCCACCACAGAAACAUAGCCACGUACUACGGCGCCUUCGUCAAGAAAAACCCUCCAGGAAUGGACGACCAGCUCUGGCUGGUGAUGGAGUUCUGUGGCGCCGGAUCCAUCACAGAUCUGAUCAAAAACACCAAAGGGAACUCACUGAAGGAGGAAUGGAUCGCAUACGUGUGCAGAGAAAUACUACGGGGUCUGACCCAUCUGCACCAGCACAAAGUCAUCCACAGAGACAUCAAGGGCCAGAACGUGCUGCUGACGGAAAACGCAGAGGUCAAACUUGUGGACUUUGGUGUGAGCGCUCAGCUGGACCGGACAGUGGGCCGCAGGAACACGUUUAUCGGAACGCCGUACUGGAUGGCCCCCGAGGUCAUCGCCUGCGACGAGAAUCCAGACGCCACAUACGACUUCAAGAGCGAUCUGUGGUCCCUCGGCAUCACCGCGAUAGAGAUGGCAGAGGGAGCACCCCCUCUCUGCGACAUGCAUCCAAUGAGAGCGCUCUUCCUCAUCCCCAGAAACCCCGCCCCCAGACUCAAGUCCAAGAAAUGGUCCAAGAAGUUCCAGUCGUUCAUCGACAGCUGCCUGAUGAAGAGCCACAGUCAGAGACCCAGCACAGAGCAGCUCCUCAAACACCCCUUCAUCAGAGACCUGCCCAACGAGAGGCAGGUGCGGAUCCAGCUCAAAGACCACAUCGACCGCACCAAGAAGAGGAGGGGGGAGAGGGAUGAGACCGAGUAUGAAUACAGCGGCAGCGAAGAGGAAGACGAGGAGAGAGACGUCGGAGAGCCCAGCUCUAUCAUAAACAUCCCUGGGGAGUCCACUCUGAGGCGGGACUUCCUGCGUCUGCAGCUGGCCAAUAAGGAGCGCUCUGAGCUGAUCCGCCGCCAGCAGCUGGAGCAGCAGCAGAACGAGGAGCACAAGAGGCAGCUGCUGGCGGAGAGACAGAAACGCAUCGAGGAGCAGAAGGAGCAGAGGCGGAGGCUGGAGGAGCAACAGCGGCGUGAGCGAGAUAUGAGGAAGCAGCAGGAGCGCGAGCAGAGGAGGAGGUACGAGGAGAUGGAGCAGAUCCGGAGGGAGGAGGAGCGGAGGCACGCCGAGAGGGAGCAGAUGAAAAAUGUAAUGCCGUACUGUGGAGCAUUCCAGGCUAAACAACAGCUUUUGGAUGGAGCCAAGCAAAAAGCCGAGGAAGAGGAAAAGGAGUACAUCCGCAGGCAGCUGGAGGAGGAGCAGAGGCAACUGGAGAUCCUGCAACAACAGCUUUUACAGGAGCAGGCCCUGCUUCUGGAGUACAAGAGAAAGCAGAUCGAGGAGCAGCGUCAGGCCGAGCGUCUGCAGAGGCAGCUGCAGCAGGAGAGGGCUUACCUGGUCUCACUCCAGCAGCAGCAAGAGACCAGACCCCAGGACAAGAAACAGCUUUACCACUACAAAGACCAGGCCCCCGGGAAUAACGACAAGCCGACCUGGGCCCAAGAGGUGAUGCGUCGAGCCCAGAGCAACUCUCCUCGCAUUCCCCCCAAGAAACACCACUCCUUCAAGCAGCCGCGCGACCCUCAUCAGCUGGAGAGCCUGCUGCAGCUGCCCGGAUACAAACCCCGCCCUCGCCCGCCUUCUUACCCCGUCCACGGCAGCCCAUCGCGGGAAAACCACCACUUACCCCUCAUACGCAUCACUUGCAUGCCAGAGGGGGCCACUAGGGGGAGCAGUCCUGCGAGCUCCAGAGAAGGAAAGGAGAAAGUGUGGGAAGCUAGGCCGCGCAGUGCAGAAGUUAGCGGGUGGAACGCAGACCCCAGGGGAUCUCCGGAUAACGCGAAUCAAAGAGGGGGGAGUAACGGGUUGAAAGCGAGCCAAAAUCGCGAGAAAGGGAUCGGAAACGAUGACAGACCGCGCAGCGCAGAGUGGAAAGCAUGGAGCCCAGACCGCAGAUCCAGAAGUCCAGACCACGUAGAUUUAAAAAGGCGUAGUUUUGAGUUGAGAGAUAAUAGGGAAAGGAGGUUUAGUCCAGAUGUGAGGGGGAGGAGCCCGGGUUCGAGAGGAGGGAGUGCGAGGGAGAGAGGGUGGAGCCCGGAUGUGACGAGAGACUGGAGUCCAGACUCGAGGGGAAGGAGUCCAGGGCGUCGGCACAAAGUUUCAAACCGGAUUUCGGACCCGGCGCUGCCCCCGCGUUCCGAGUCCUUCAGCAGCAGUAUUCAGCAGGCCCGGACCCCCCCAAUGCACCGCGCCGUGGAACCACAGAUGGCUCACCUGGUCCAAGUGAAGAGCCAUGGUUUGUCUGGCUCUCAGUCGCUGUAUGACCCCCACGGCGUGACGUCAGUGUCCCCCUCGCGGCCCCCCAUGCCCCGCCAGAACUCGGACCCCACCUCAGACACGCCCCCUGCCCCGCCCCUCUCCCGCCUGGCCCCGCCCCUCGACUGGCUGAGGCAGGAUGACGACACGCCACCCAAGGUUCCUCAAAGGACGACCUCAAUCUCUCCGGCUCUCGUCCGAAAACACUCCCCAGGAAACGGUCCAGGACUGGGGCCUCGGCCUGGGGCCCACCUCAUACGAGCCAGCAACCCGGACCUGCGGAGGACGGACGUUUCCAUGGAUACGCCCCUGAAGAGGACGAGCAGCGGCAGUUCCUCGAGCUCCAGCACCCCGAGCUCCCAGGGCGGCUCCAACGAGCGCGGUAAACACGAAGUCUCCACUCUGCCGCGCUCCCACGACUCUAAAGAGGUGACCCGCCCCAGUCGACCCGCUAGCUAUAAGAGAGCAGUGGACGAGGAGGAUCUGGACCUGACGGCGUUGGCCAAAGAGCUGCGAGAGCUGCGUCAGGGGGAGGAGACGAGCCGGCCGCCUGUGAAAGUGACAGAUUAUUCUUCCUCCAGUGAAGAGUCCCACAGCAGCGAAGACGAGGAGGGGGAGGGAGGAGCCAACGACGGCUCUGUUGCCGUGAGCGACAUCCCACGCAUCAUGCCGGCAGCGAGUCAGGGCCAAAACGAGUCGAUAGGAGGCUCGGUGGGACAGAACGAUUCUCACAGCGAUUCAUUUGGAAACAGCUCGCAGGACUCCACACUCAUGAUGAGAGAGUUUGGGACCAACAGCAGCGGGGGGUCCAAAUCCUCCUUCACCCCGUUUGUGGACCCCAGAGUCUACGGGACGUCCCCCACCGAGGAGGACGAGAACCACUCUGCUGCAGCGUUCGCAGACGAGCUUUUGAAGGCCGAGCUGGAGCAGGCGCGACUGAACGAGGCUCGAAAGAUCUCUGUGGUGAACGUCAACCCCACAAACAUCCGUCCCCAUAGCGACACGCCCGAAAUCAGGAAGUACAAGAAGCGCUUCAACUCCGAGAUCCUCUGCGCCGCACUCUGGGGGGUGAAUCUCUUGGUGGGGACAGAGAACGGGCUGAUGCUGCUGGACCGGAGCGGACAGGGCAAAGUCUAUAACCUCAUCAACAGAAGGCGCUUUCAGCAGAUGGACGUCCUGGAGGGGCUGAACGUCCUCGUCACCAUCUCAGGGAAGAAGAACAAACUGCGUGUGUACUACCUGUCCUGGCUCCGAAACCGGAUCCUCCACAAUGACCCAGAGGUGGAGAAGAAGCAAGGCUGGAUCACUGUGGGCGAGCUGGAGGGAUGUGUGCACUACAAAGUCGUAAAAUACGAGAGGAUCAAAUUCUUGGUGAUCGCUUUGAAAAACGCGGUGGAGAUUUACGCCUGGGCUCCAAAACCUUACCACAAGUUCAUGGCCUUCAAGUCCUUCACCGAGCUGCAGCACCGCCCCCUGCUGGUCGACCUCACCGUGGAAGAGGGCCAGAGAUUGAAAGUCAUUUACGGGUCCACGGUGGGGUUCCAUGUGAUCGACGUGGACUCGGGAAACCCCUACGACAUCUACAUCCCCUCACACAUCCAGGGCCAAGUGACACCUCACGCCAUCGUGAUCUUGCCGAAGACUGACGGGAUGGAGAUGCUGCUGUGCUACGAGGACGAGGGAGUUUACGUGAACACUUACGGCAGGAUCACCAAGGACGUGGUUCUACAGUGGGGAGAGAUGCCCACCUCUGUCGCUUACAUCCACUCGAACCAGAUCAUGGGCUGGGGGGAGAAGGCCAUAGAGAUCAGGUCUGUGGAGACGGGGCACCUGGAUGGAGUCUUCAUGCACAAAAGAGCUCAGAGACUCAAGUUUCUGUCGGAGAGAAACGACAAAGUUUUCUUUGCGUCGGUGCGGUCCGGAGGCAGUAGUCAAGUCUUCUUCAUGACUUUGAACCGGAGCUCGAUGAUGAACUGGUAA
Messenger RNA from Knipowitschia caucasica, 4452 nucleotides. NCBI's taxonomy places the organism in Eukaryota, Metazoa, Chordata, Actinopteri, Gobiiformes, Gobiidae. The record is from the annotation of a GenBank genome assembly.